AUGGCGGACGCAGCGGUGGCGAUGCUGCAAGCAGAGGUCAGCCAGUUACAGAGUACAGUGGCAUACUUGGAGCGCUGGUCGUGGAGAAAUUGGCUGGCGGCAGAAACUGCGCUGGAGGCAGCCAGGGCAGCGCGAGAGGAAGCAGCCGCGGCCAAGCGCGUGGCGGACGAGGCGCUGCUGCGGCAGCGGCAGUUGGAGCGGUCGGCGCCGGGCGACGCGGCAACGGCGCCGUGCCCGCCGAGCACAGCGCGGCGGACUAGUCGGACGAGACGGAAGAGGAAGUGGGGCAGUAAGGCAGCGGCCACCAGCCGCUCGGCGCGUACGGGCCCGCCGACCGCGCGUGCGUGGCGGGAGUUUGCCGGUGAGUUGUUGCGCAAAAUGGAAAAAGGGGCGCGGCAGCGGGGGAACGGCAUGCGUGCAGUGAAGCGCCCAAGUCAAUCACAAAAGGGCGGUGAGCAAGGCCGGCGUGUUUGGAAGGGCAUGGGGCAAGAAGAGGACGGACAAGCACAAUGCGACGAGAAAGCAAACGAGGAGUGGAUGAUGAACAUGGACCCGCCAGAGUUUGGCUCAAGCGCGGCCAGAGCGGUGCGCAGCGUUGCAGCGCGAGGCAAACCCACAAGCGGCCGCGCGAGACUCAUGGCGCUAUCCUGCUUGGUGCUGGUGGAUAGCACCGGCUUUGGCUGGCUUGAAGCCGGCAACCAAGCAGCAAGGGGUGCGGGACUGGCAGAUCGCCGCAAUGGCACGGUGGCUUGCAUUUCGUGUGGUGGAAGUUUGGUGAAAGACGGCCAAGCCAGGCUGAGCAUCUUGUGGCUGCUGAAAGCAGCUUUGAUGGAGGGCUUCUUUGGCGACAUCGAUGGCGAUCGGCCGGUGUGCUGCCGGGCAGUCCCUGCCGAGCGGUCCGUCCCAGGUCGUGUGUACGGUAGCCUGGUUCAAGCACGGAAAGAAUGGGGCGUCGCAGAAGCGGGCCCGUCGAUCAUGGACAGUGCCGGAGCCCGGUACGGUGGGCAAAGCCAGACCUUGCAUUUCCAACCUUCAGUGGCGGCCGAGGGCAUGGAGGAGGUGGUGGCUGCGGCCGUGCAUGCGUUCCCGGUGCGGCCUCGCGAUACGCUGGAUGUAGUCCUAUGCUGCGGCUGGAACUGUGAUGGGGCAACGUUGCCGCUGGAGUGCUUUGCUGCCAAAACGUUGACAGCCGCCAGGACGUGGAAAGAGUUCGUGCGGGAGGUGUUGACACAGGUCUUGGACAAGCCGCCUUUUGUGCAGGUGGCAGCUUGGUUGGAAGAGCCGCCGGCCGUCCUGUAUCAGACGUACAAGCAAGACCAUGCACCAGCCCGCGAGAUGUGCGAGCGCCACAUCGGCCGGCUCCGACGCAUCUACGUGGACGAUGAGCAGUGCGUGGCCGACGUGGUCGCCUUGGGUGGCGCAUGGCUGAAAGAAAAGUACGAGAGCUAUCAACGAGGGAGCCACCGCUGUGAUAUGUGGAGGUACAUCAAACUCCGUCAAAACGGAGGGAACUACUUGGACAUCAAGAUGGCUUUGGCGCGGCCGUGGGCAGAGACAUUGCAAGCAAUUCUCGCGGCGGGCGAUCAGACGGCCGAGGGUCGGAGCGUUGCUCAGACUUGCCAAAUGGCACGGCAGAGCGCUGCGCCGCUCAGUUUGGCAACGACGCCGUACUUGGUGAUGAGCAUCGGGGCAAACAAGCGGCACAUCUACCAGGGCAACAUCUGGCACGCAAGCAAGUCGCAUCCGCUCCUGACACAUGCAGUGCAAAAGGUGCUUACAACGAGCCAGGCCUCGCUACGAAGCCGAUACCUUUUGUUUUGCGAGCAGUUGUGGGAGGCUCUUACGCAAUCCUUGCCGCAGGGCAUACAACCAGGGUGGAACUUCUCGGUGCGUUGGGGUCCGAUCUAUCUCUUCGAGGAAGUGCUCCACAAGGGCUAUACCGGCCCAAAGGGGCAGCUGUGGACGGAUAGCUGUCACGUCAGCAUGCCGGUUGACGGCCAUUUCAUGCAUCUGGCGGGUGGAAGAGGAGUGUACGCUGCAACGCGAGCAUGGCACUGGCAGCACGGUUUCAAGGAAGUUGUCCUGGCAGUGGCCGACGCUAAGCAGGCGUUUGCGAACGCGGCGACGGAGGCGGAGCAGGAGGCCGCGGCAGCCGAGGCAGCGUCGACGGCAGAGUCCAGGGACACGGCGGAAGUCACGGCCGCCGAAGACCAGGCGUUGGAAGAGCAACGGGAAGAGGACUUGACGGAAGAAGGCCUGACCGAGAUUUUGGGCAUCGCCAGAACCACGUACUACGAGGCGUUGACCGAAGCGGAAGUGCGCACUUUCGUUGGCUUGGGGUUGUGCCUCUCCAAGCGGCGCCCAGAAGGGUGGCUGAGCUGUCGGUAUUGCAAAACCACCCGGCGACGCACCUAUUGCUUCCAAGGAGCUGACCAAGUGCGGGAGCACUUUGUGAACCAUGCCGCAGGUGGACUAGGCCGUCGAACGGAACCAGCGCCGGCGGUGGGGGUCGAGGCGGCGGUCGUGGCGGACGAGGUGGCGAGCGUGUGGGCAGGCGCGCCGCCGGCUUGGGCCCCGGGAGAUGCAGCGGCGCGUCUCACUGCCGCGCGUGCGGCGCUCCCGCGGCCGACGGCAGCAGAGUUGCUGACAACGGCAUUCCUGCAGGCGGUAGGCAGCCAGAGCGUUGCUCAGGCAAGCGUCAUAGGCUUCGACACGAUAGGCAAAGAAGUGGCGUUCUGCCGACAAGUGGCCGCAGUGGCGGCGGCGGCCGCCGGCGACGACCUGGCGCGUUUCCGGGCCGAACUCGGCGGUGUGGCAGAGGUGCCGUCGCGGUUGGCAGCCGUGCGCACCCGAACCAAUGACUUCGGCAGUGACUGGGCGACCUUCACCGGCGAGGAGCAAGUCCGGACCCAAUUGCACGCGCCGGGCGACUGCAGAGUGCGAAGCGCAGACGGGGCAAGCCAAAGCCUCACCAUGACGGCGUAUGCAACGGCGGUGCUGAAGUUCAUGCUGGGUGGCUUGCAAGAAGAGUUGAGCGCCGUCAACGCCACACCUGCCCAGACAAAAGCCGUGUGGCGUGGGGUGGCCGUGCACAUGAAUGGCCUCUGGGCAAGCGAGCACCUCCGGAAUCGCUUGUUGGAAACGGCCGACCAGCAGAAACUGAAGUAUUCGCUGGACCCUUUCACUGAGGAGAUGCAGUACCGGGCGGGUUGUGACGCUAGAUCGGCUCGCCGCAAAGCAUCGGCGAAGCCUUCCAAUAAGAGCCGUCGCGCGCCGACACAUCGCUAG
Molecule: messenger RNA, 3288 nt
Organism: Cladocopium goreaui
Lineage: Eukaryota; Dinophyceae; Suessiales; Symbiodiniaceae
Source: the annotation of a GenBank genome assembly